GGGAAGGACAGGUAGUUUAUAAUUAUUUGAUUGGGUUUCCAGUGGUUCAAUACAUAGUGUAAGAAUACAGCCUUCAGGCGUAACCACUUACUUACGAAUCCUGCGACCAAUUUCGGAAUUCGAUUAAUAUUGAUCAACUGUCGUCUGUUCCUAGUGCCUCUUGUUAGAAGUUAAUCGCAUUAUCAUUGAAUAUUGGUUGCAUGAGGAAAGGUGUUGAUCAAUUCCAUUGUCGGUGGGUCAUAUUACAGCAGAGGUGUCUUUGUAGAAAAUCAUGAACAUGUCCCACAUCUGCUUCCAAUAUCGCUGCUAUCCAUUUAAAGCUUAGAAUGUGCUGCAUCAAUCAUCUUUCGUUCUACCGGUCGUAUAAUAUUAUUGGUUUUCCGGGCAAAGGAUAUUCAAGUAUUUACGCCCCCUCUUUACACCUCUCUUGUUUAGGAACUUACACUGAAUGGACUCUAAAUGAAGAUUUUAGAUAAACAUUCACGUCGAACGCUGUUCCAUAUAUAUCUUCCUGUCAGAGGAAAUUCUGGACAUCUUUUGCCGCUGCUUAAUUUCGGAAGUCAUUCGUUAAUCGGUUCAUGGGAUUUUUCCUUAUAGACGUAUAUCUGAUGGAGUAAUCGAAAGAUUUCAUCCUACUUUUGAUAUAAUUUUCUUCAUGAAAUCCAGGAUAUAUUUUUCCAAGGAGCAUCAAAUUUUAUUUUACGAAGGACAAUAAAACGAUCUAUAUCAUGUGACUGAGCUGUUGACUACAGAAAAAUGAAAAGAUAUUGUCUUAUAUUGUGCAUGCUGCUGAGCUUGGUUUUAGCGGCUGAAGAAUAUUGCCAUGACAUUGAGAACAGAUGCUACUCGCGUUUAGGUUGUGGGAAUGCUUUACACAACUUUCAGUUAGUUUGUGAUAGGCAGCUGGCAGGGGAGACAAAUGAAUGUACGGAGGAAUGCCAGAGGGCCCUCAUAACUCUGGUAUCGAGGGAUGAUGGAUAUGAAUACAUUAACUGUGAUUGUAAGAAGCAUCGUGGAAAAUACUCAGACUGCGACAAGAGAAAGCAAAAUCUACAAGUGUGUAAGAGCGCCCUGGAUGCGGUAGAAAGGAUUAAUGAUCCUUCCAGACCGAUCAGCUGCUCCAUUGCUCAUUGGAUUUGCGAUACGGACAGUUCGUGCUCUACGGCGUUGGUGUAUUACAAAAGCCAUUGUGGGAAUUUGAAGGAAAUAGGCUCGUGUCCCGAGAGAUGUAAUACGACGAUUAACAUACUUUAUCAGCAGAAAUAUGCCAUGAAGCUACAGAACUGUAUUUGUGAUGAACUACUGGAGGAUUUUAAUUGUUCCGAACUCCAGCAAAACACCAAAGAAUAUUGCUUUAAAAACAAUUAUUCUAUUGUUACUAAUAAUAAACGGUCACCGUAUAUGGCCCGCGAUGAUUCUGGUGGUAAUCGUCCCGAGUGGCGGUGGUUUGCAUUUUUGGUUGUGGUGACCACUGCUUUAUUGUGGCCACUCGAAUGUUAGCACUGGGACCCGGAUGUUAAUACUGGGAUUUUGUUUCAUUUGCUCACAAUCUGUAUUGAACGUUUAUCAUGUUUUAUAUAUUACUUGUUUUUCAGUGUAUAGUGUUGAUAUAUUUUUUAUGUGACUUACAGUCACGAAGUUGUUUUUAGAAUAAAUUUAAAUUCAUGACAUCGUUCAAAUAUUGCAGACAGGGAGUUUUUUAACAAUGAAAUAUGAUCUGCAAUAUACUUGUUAAUAUCACGCGUGUUUAUAUGCUUAUUACUCGCUUUGGUUUUGCUUUAGAUUAAAGAUUUUAUUUCGAGGUUAUUUUUAUUGCUUAAGACAACUUUUAUUUUCAUCCUCAUCAAUGCAAUAUAGUUAAAAUGUUAUUGCUUAAUGAUGGCAAACUGAACACUCCGAAGGUCAUCCAUAUAUUAUUUUGUAACUACGUGAACAUUUAAACAAAUUAGAUAUACCUGAAUAUAAAAAUAUCGUAUUUAAGGUGGAAUGUUCUGCCUAAGGUGAUGUAACAUUUGCUUGUUCUCAAUAAAACAUUCAUAAACAUUA
Saccostrea cuccullata (small rock oyster) is the source of this 2046-nucleotide messenger RNA. RefSeq names its product growth arrest-specific protein 1 homolog. Gene Ontology annotation, biological process: regulation of cell cycle. The record is from RefSeq and is a predicted model, not a curated record. NCBI's taxonomy places the organism in Eukaryota, Metazoa, Mollusca, Bivalvia, Ostreida, Ostreidae. The coding region runs from base 757 to 1500 and encodes 247 amino acids. The transcript is spliced from 2 exons.